CCAGUUCUCUGCUCAUUUCCUUCUGGGUUAUUUUCAGAAAUUUUAGUCAAAGUCCUUAUAACUCUGUUCAUAUAAAAUUCUAUCAUUUUUAUGCAUUUAUGCCAUUCUGUUUGAUACUGGCUCUUGGGUUCAUGAUGGGUCUCUGCUCCUCUCUCAAAUGCAGAUGGGAGUAAUUUCUCCCAGUAAACUUAGGAUGAAACUAUUAGGAGUUCACAACUCCAGAAGAAAAGAAGGAACAAGCAAUUCAUCUCGAACUUCCCCUUCGAAGCUCGAAGAACUCGAAUAUGCAAAGAAUCACCUGCUAACUAAUGAUCUUGAUGAAGAAUCAACUCAGUCUUGUUCUGUAGAAUUAAGACCAGUAGAAACUGACAUGACCCAUUUGAAAUCUCACAACAUUACGAGACAAUUUCCUUACCAAAAUCAAAUUGGGGGCAGCUUGAGCUCAGUACAUCCGAUGAAGUCGAUUGAAGACGACAAUGGAAAUGAUAGCGGGUAUGAAAAUGGGAGCACUUCGAGUUUUGAGUUUCAUCUUGCAGAGAGAGCCUCGAAUCAUCCGUUCUUUAGGAAUUUGCCAUCGAAGUGGAACGAUGCAGAGAAAUGGAUACACCCUAAUGCAUUGAAGAAGAAUGUGGUACACAGUCAUGGUAAUCGUCCGAUGAUUGGUGAUUUGAAAAGGACUGAAUCGAUUAAUUCAGGUUCGCAGAAUGUCGCUGCGAAGUUUUCUUUUGUUCCUCAAUGUUUGCAGCCGAAAUUGUUGUUAGCAAAUGGAAUGAAUGAAUUGGGUGAGGUUCCUCGAGAUAUGGGAGAUUUGAGAGGUCAAUGUAGAAUUGAGAAGGAAGAGGAUCAGAAAGCAUCUGUAUCAGAAAAGCCUGUAUCUCAAGUGACAGCGACUCAAACUGUAGACUCUGUAUCAAUGAGAGAUAUCGGAACAGAAAUGACCCCUGUUCCUAGUCAAGAACCAUCAAGAACUACAACUCCUAUGGAAUCCACGACACCGACCAAAACCCCCAUAUCUUCAACACCAUCAACUCCCAGAAAUGGAGCUAAAUUCCACAAAAAUGUAUGCCAAGAUAAAGGUGGAAAGCACGAACUAUCUGAAAGAGAAUUGAAGCUAAAAACGAGAAGAGAAAUUGCUGCUCUUGGUGUAAAGCUCGGCAAGAUGAAUAUAGCCUCUUGGGCUAGUAAGGAGGCAGAGUCUGCCGCUCUCUCUCCGAAGAAUUUCGAUGCAGAACAAAAAGUGAAGGAAGAAUAUGAAGCCCGAGCGAAAGCGUGGGAGGAAGCUGAGAAAGCUAAGCAUAUGGCUAGAUAUACACGAGAGGGAAUCAAGAUUCAAGCAUGGGAGGAGCAUGAGAGAGCAAAAGUUGAGGCCAAAAUGAGGAAACUUGAGGUACAUUUCCUUUCUGUUUGCAGGUAGAAAUGCUUACGAAGCUCAAAUAAUUCCUGAAAGUUUAAUCAAUAUGAAUCUAAUUGAUGUUCAACAAGAAAAUCUUAUCGGUGUGCAUGAAUCAGUUCUGUAAAAUGCAAAAUUAACAUGAAACCACUAGCAUACCCUACUAUAUUGAGUAAAUAAAAAAAAAUUCUGCUCAAAUUAGCAUGAAUUAAUUCUGUAUUCUCUCAGCUCCUUGUACUGGUGAGCAAUCGAGCUUCAUUUUGGACUUUGCUCCAUACAUAAUCUGGACUCUGAUACCAUUCAGCGAGGAGUAACGAAUCCUCUUGGAAAUUAGAUGGGUUUUAAAUAUAAGUUUUGCAUCAAAUUACCCAAUACUGAAAAUCUAUGUUUAAGGCUUAAUGGACUACCAAAAUGGUUUGAUUACUCUCACAUACCUUCUUCAAUCUUACGGCUCCCUGAUAGGAGAGCCUAGGUUCCUUGUGCGUCACGCAUUUCCCUCGAAAAACUUACGACCGAGCUGACCCUCGAUGGCAC
Molecule: messenger RNA, 1924 nt
Organism: Asparagus officinalis (garden asparagus)
Lineage: Eukaryota; Viridiplantae; Streptophyta; Magnoliopsida; Asparagales; Asparagaceae
Exons: 4
Coding region: 158-1414 (418 amino acids)
Source: RefSeq, a predicted model, not a curated record